This is a messenger RNA of Owenia fusiformis, 1120 nucleotides long. The record is from the annotation of a GenBank genome assembly. NCBI's taxonomy places the organism in Eukaryota, Metazoa, Annelida, Polychaeta, Sabellida, Oweniidae.
CUUGUGUAUUGAAAUCUUGGGGUUGAAAUUAAGCUGGAUCAGUGUUUUUUUAGAUAAAAUUCAGCUUUUUAUAAACUACUGACAACCUUUCGAAACGCAAAAUGUCAAUACUUCAAGUAGUUGUGGGAGUUGUUGGGGAAGUGAAUCGGCAAAUCAAUAGUGGAGUGAUACCAGUCAUGCGCGCAUAUUUAACCGGAAGUCGAUCAUCUGCAGAAAUAAAGCUUUGCUCUCAUCAUUUCGGGCUUAAAGUCAUAUCUUUUAGUGGGAUUACCAUUUAUAUGUAUAAUAGUUGCAAUCUCGUGGUGCAUGGGUGCCAAUUCUUCUAGGAAAAAAAUGAGUUCACCGACUAAGUUAGCUUCUAGCAAACAUACUGCCACGGUAAUAUUCUUACAUGGGCUCGGCGACACAGGACAUGGUUGGCUUGAGGCAUUUACCCAGAUAGCAAAGCCGCAUAUCAAAUACAUUUGUCCAAAUGCGCCAACCAUGCCAGUCUCCCUGAAUGGUGGGUUUGAAAUGCCAUCUUGGUUUGAUAUCAAGGGUCUUGACCCCAAAUCUCCUGAGGAUGAAGAUGGAAUAAAGAAGGCAGCUAAAUCUUUACAAGACAUUAUAUCAGAAGAAGAAACUAAAAAUAACAUAAAAAGUGACAGAAUUAUAGUUGGUGGGUUUUCUCAGGGAGGAGCAGUGGCGUUAUAUUCAGCGCUGACUACAGAUAAGCCACUAGCAGGAAUUCUGGGUCUGAGCACCUGGCUGCCUCUACACAAGUCUUUCCCUCAGGGGUGUAAGGGUAACAAAGCUACUCCCAUACUGCAGUGCCACGGUAAAUCAGAUCCCGUUGUUCCUUUCACAAUGGGCAACAUGACAGCUGACCUCCUAAAGUCUUUCACUAGCAACCAUGAGUUAAAAUCUUUUAAUGGUUUAGGACACAGUUCUAGUCCACAGGAGAUGCAGGAUGUCCAAGUAUUUAUAGACAAAGUCUUACCACAUGAAUGAUGUUAGAUGAUUACAUACCAGUGUCUCAGUCAUUGAAGAUAUUCCCAUUCACAGAAUAAGCAUCAUUGGAUCAUAAUGUUGAAAUAGACAAACUACAAAUCUACAAUAUUCUGUUCACACAAUAAGCAUC